CUUAACUAACUAAUGUAGCAUCGGGCAGUACAAACAAGACUGAUUAACAACAUAUAUAUAAGAGAGGGCAGCCUUAAUUAAUAGUAAGCUCAAUGCAUGUCAGAUAAGGGGGGAACAAGCGUUUAUUAAGUCGAAGGCGUGGUAAAGAUCAAGAGAUAUUUAAUCUGACGACAAGGUUAUUAACGAUGCUGAAUAUGGCAGCCAUGAUGGGAUGGAGAUCAUCAUCAUCAUCACCAUCAUCACCAUCUUCAGUCCAUGAGAUUAGCCUGCAACUUGGAGCUGGGUGGAGGAAAGGGCCUUGGACUCCCGAGGAGGAUAAGCUGCUCUCUGAGUAUGUCAACUCCCAUGGUGAAGGCAAGUGGAGUUCGGUUGCUCGGUCUUCUGGAUUGAACAGGAGCGGGAAGAGCUGCAGGCUGAGGUGGGUGAACUAUCUGCGGCCAGGGCUUAAGAGGGGGCAAAUCACGCCUCAAGAGGAGGGCAUCAUCAUCGAAUUGCAUGCACUCUGGGGUAACAAGUGGUCGACCAUAGCUCGAUAUCUGCCUGGAAGAACUGAUAACGAGAUUAAGAAUUAUUGGAGGACACACUUCAAGAAGAAGCCGGACAAGACCUCCCACCAUCUGAAGCGAGAAAAGCAGAAAGCUCAAGCGACCCUUCACAAACGGAUGAUCUUUCGCCACCAACAGCAGCAGCAGCAGAAACAACGAGAUCCAUUGCCCAACAUUGACCUCCAUGCAGAUAAUUAUCGGCAGGUAAGGGACAACAGGGGAAUUGGUGAAGACCACAAAGAGAGAGAUCCAGCAGGGCCUUGGGACCCCAUGGUAGAAGAUAAGUGCUGCCCCGUAGUGUUGUCUCAGUCUCAGCAGGACCAGACAGCGGCGUCUUGGCCGGAGUUCAUAGGAGAGGAUGAGUUGUGGGGAUCAGGGCUGUGGAACUUGGAUGUCGUCGGUCUGCAGCAGGGACACGUAGACCACACAACCAACUGUAACAAGAUGGCGAUGCAGAACCAAGCAAAUACGAUCGCUAACAACAGCGGAGCUGGAGUGUUCGCAUGCGCAGGGGAUGCAAAUGGUUUCUGCAACAGCGGAGAUUACUAUAUUUUCUAAGGAAAAUUUAAACGUUGCACAUCUAUGGUUCAAAUGAACCAUUCAAAUCGAAUUAGCCAGCUGGCAUCUGGUUAGUUCUCGGUGAUUUUUAUAAUCAAAAGGACGAUGAAAAUCGUGUAGUUUCAGCAUGUCCAAUAAAAAUUGAAGUCGGUGUGAGUUCGAGAUGUCUCCCAGGGCUUCUCAACCAUGUAUGCUUGCUAUCUGUAUACUCCUACUUACCAUCAAUCCAUCAUAUGGUUUUUAAUCAGUUCUAUUGUU
Molecule: messenger RNA, 1361 nt
Organism: Punica granatum (pomegranate)
Lineage: Eukaryota; Viridiplantae; Streptophyta; Magnoliopsida; Myrtales; Lythraceae
Source: RefSeq, a predicted model, not a curated record